This is a messenger RNA of Funneliformis geosporum, 588 nucleotides long. The record is from the annotation of a GenBank genome assembly. NCBI's taxonomy places the organism in Eukaryota, Fungi, Glomeromycota, Glomeromycetes, Glomerales, Glomeraceae.
AUGGGAUCAUCAUUUUCUUGUGUUAAUCAUUUAGUUCAAACAAAACUAGCACUUCGAUCUACUAUUGCUGAAGAUCAUCUUUGUCUUAAUAGUGAAACAAAAUUACUUAUCGCCAGUAAUACUUUUAGGAAUAAUCUUGAAAAAUUUCAAAAAUUUUUAGAAUCAUUUGCUAUUUAUAUUAAAAAAUUAGAAGGUGAUGAAUCAUUACUUUCAAAUGCAUUUCUUGAAUAUCAACAACUUAAAGUAUCUGUAAUUCUUACUUAUAAAUUAGAUCCACAAUAUCAUGGUAAUCGGCUUAAUGCACAAAAAUGGGAUGUUAUUAUUGAAAAAGAAAUUAUUCAAUUAGUGGGAGAAGAAUAUAAAGAUAUAGUUUUAAUAGAAUUAUUGGAAAAACAGGAGGUUUUGCAGCUAGUCAUUUAUGGGGUGAUUAAGGUAGCUAUUCAGGUACUUUCAAUACCUGCAACCUUGGCUGUUAAAUUUGCAAAUUUACGUGCAAUAGAUAAACCAAUUACAUUAGAUGGUUGGAUUGAAAAUAUAUUGCAAAAAAAAGUUAUAGAAAAAUCUGAUGAAAAUCUAGAUAAAGAAUAA